This is a messenger RNA of Meleagris gallopavo (turkey), 1982 nucleotides long. The record is from RefSeq and is a predicted model, not a curated record. NCBI's taxonomy places the organism in Eukaryota, Metazoa, Chordata, Aves, Galliformes, Phasianidae.
GCCGAAGCUCCGACCGAGCCUUUCUUUGCCUGCGGUGUUGAGCAAAGCGAAGGUGAAAGCAGCUGGCUGCCGCCUCUUUCGCGAGAGCCCCAGGCUGGCUCCCGGCCCUCAGUUAGACCCUUUGGGGAAGGAGAAGGAGGGCUUCUCUUUUCCCAGACAGGCCUCUGCUGCGCGCCUGCCCGCCCGCUGGGCCUGGAUGUGAGUGGCUCAGUGUCAGUCCGCGCAGGCGGCCCUGGCUGGAACACGGGGUAUGUGACAGCCAUCUGAGCAGAAGACUCGCUUCCCUUGGUGAUAAAAGCUGAGCAUGGGGUGAGGUGAACUUCAGUUAUAUCUUCUUUGUGGGUGCUUUUCAAGUAAUACAGGUUGUACUUCACGGUGAACAGCACCAGCAAGUUCUCUUGCUGAAAGAGUCCAGGCUGCUGUGGGCUUCAUGCCUGGGAUCCAAACUGAUACUAUAAGUUUGUACUUGGCAGGCAUUCGCUUCAGAGCAGCAGUGGACCCUGUGCUCCAAGUGUACCCAUCAGCUGUGCCCGGGGAAGAGGGUCAUCAAGUGUCCCAGCUGUAGAAAGAGGAGGAGGAAAGUUCUGCUUUUGGAGUUCAGGCACUGUGCUGCUACCCAGGAGACUGCUAGCUGCUUCACUUAGGAUAGCAAGCAAACUGGCGUUCAGCUGUGAUAUUUUCCCCAUUCCUGGAGUUGCAGCUCCAUAUGUCACUGCCCCAGCAGAAGCUGCUGACCUGGCUGAGCGUGCUAGAAUGUGUGGAGGUCUUUGCAGAGAUGGGGACAGCCAGGGUGUGGGGGGAGAUGGGCCGAUGGACCAUCAUUGUCCUCAUCCAGUUGGCUAAGGCCAUCCUCCGCCUCCUGCUGCUGCUGUGGUAUAAAGCUGGCAUCCAAACAUCUCCUCCCAUAGUGCCGCUGAACAGGGAGCAGCAGCAGUCUCUCCACUCUGAAGAUGUGGAAGGCAGCUCCUCAGGGAAAGAUCAGACCUAUGUUGGUAGGCGUUCCAGCCGUGUUGUCAGAUCUCUCCAAAAUACUCCUUCCCUGCAGUCCAGGCACUGGGGAUCCCCCCAGCAGAGGGAGGAGACACAGAGCCGAAGAGCAGAGGAGAUGAAUCAGCCUCCUACUCCUCUGGGUCUCCAAGAAACAAUUGCAGAAUCGCUCUACGUUACCCGUCCUCUGCUCCACUUAUUGAGUUUGGGAGUGUGGGGACAGAGAUCAUGGAAACCCUGGCUCCUCUCAGCCGUCCUGGAUAUCUCGAGUUUGAGCUUGCUGAGUGAUCUGAAAGACCUGAACAGGAGAGAGCGAGCAGAGUUGAGGAGACGAACUAUCCUACUGCUGUACUACCUGUUGAGAUCUCCUUUCUAUGACCGAUACUCAGAGGCAAGGAUCCUCUUCCUCCUGCGUUUGUUGGCUGAUUACGUGCCUGGACUUGGCUUUGUCACACGGCCACUGAUGGAUUACUUGCCUGCCUGGCAGAAAAUCUAUUUCUAUAACUGGGGCUGAUGAGAAGAUGAUGAUUUUUAUUUGCUAAGAUCAGGGAUGGUUGUUUCUAAGGAGGGCUGGGGGAAGGCAUGUUGAUUUUAUCUAAUUUUCAGUUAAACCAUCAAUGAGAAGCUCCUGUUCUGCAGGGUGGGGAGGGGGGUGUAAAUAGUUUUUUAACAGAUCUGGCUGUGAAUGAUGGACACUACGUGUGUGGAGAGACCUUGGCCACCUCUUUCUAUGAACUGUUGUGGCUGCAGUGAUGGUGACGGGACAACCUUUUUUAAGCACUUGAUUUUUCUCCUUUUGUAUGGCUGCGCUAUACUAAAGCCAGGCAGCGUAGAGAUUUUUGGAGAGCAUAGUCUCCCACCUCGUGGCGUUGAGACUGACCUACAGCCUGCUUGUGUUGGCCAUGCCUGGCCGAUCUGCUUGGAGUGGGCUUGUCUGUCAAAUAAACUGACUGAAUGGAAAGAACUGAGCUGAAGGAGCUCUUUUCCCUUACUUA